AAUUUAAAGAUUCACAUUUUACGGUUCAAGACCAGUCAGAUUUAAGCUUCUACUCAUUUUUUGAAUCCCAAAAUGCAAUAUUUUGAAUAAAAUCAUAAAUAUGGCAAAAAGUAAAAUAAAAGGUGAUUUAGAGUUUCUUAAAGAUGAAAUUUCUCAUGAGCAACUUAAAAAUGCGACUCCAGAUCCUGAUUGGUACAGACCGAUAACAGAUGAAUCAUGCUAAUGGAAGACGGAGCUAUUUUUGUCUGGAAUGACGUAAUUAGGGUUUGUAGUUUAUCGAAGCAUGAAACCACCUUAUCUCUAGCAGGGAGGUGAGGAGACUCUGGAACCUUCCAACUGUUCUUCUGCAGCCUGAUGGAGGAUCUUUCUGCUGUUUUUGAACAAAGUAUCUUAUGGUAUUUUUACAGUAAAGUGAUGCGCAUUUUUAUCAAAUAUCUAAAAUUUCUGCAAAUUAAAAAUGGGUUUUUCUUUAAAUCUUGACGAGUUUUAGUUGAUCAUUGGUGUCAAUGUCAAACAGCCGGUUUCCUGUUGGGUUUUUUCCAAAAUAAAGUACAGACUUUUUUAUUUCUUUUUCUUUUUAAUGCUCUAGAAAAGGGCUUCUUGUUCGUUUCAUGGUAAGAAAAUGGUUUCCCCAUAAAGCGGUGGCGGCUCCCUCCUGUUUAUCUCUACGGGGCGUGGAUGCUCCGUAUAAAUGACGGCUCAGACCGCGUUGAGCUGCCAGGAUCUUCAGGACUCGACAUGAGGACCUCGGUUCUCUGCUGGCUUUUAAGUCUCUCUGCCUUCACGGGGGCUUCUCUGCCUCCACCAUGUGACAGUCAAAUCUACUGUUAUGGAGCCAUCCUGGAUCAUAUGCAGAGAGCUAAGUUCUUCACAGAUGAUAAACACUUUGUGGACAUGAAGCUGAACUCCCCUCCUGAUCUUGUUCUGUCGUCCUUCCACAACCUCUCCACUGAGUUCCUGAACUCCAUGGUUCCUCCUGCUAAGCUGCAGGAGUUCCUGGAUCAGUACUUCGAGGAACCGGGGACGGAGCUGGAGCCGUGGGCUCCACCAGACUGGAACGCCCAGCCAGAGUUCCUGACGGGAAUCGCAGACGAUAAGCUGCGGGAGUGGGCGGGGCAGAUACAUAACCUGUGGAAUUCUCUGGGCAGGAAGAUCCGCAGCGAUGUCAAAGAUCACCCAGAGCUCUACUCGCUGAUCUACACCCCCCAUCCCGUCGUGGUGCCGGGGGGCCGCUUCAGGGAACUCUACUACUGGGACUCCUACUGGGUCAUCAACGGGCUGUUGGUGUCCGGGAUGACGAGCACGGCCCGCGGCAUGAUCCAGAACUUUCUCUACCUGGUCAGCAGAUACGGCUUCAUCCCAAACGGGGGGCGGGUUUACUACGAGAGGCGGAGCCAACCCCCGUUCCUCACUUUGAUGGUGGAGAGCUACUUCAAAGCCACCAAUGACACCGAAUUUCUGAGAGCCGCUUUGCCGGUCCUGAAGGACGAGUACGAGUUCUGGAUGCAGAACCGUUCUGUGGCUUUGGACGUCGCCGGAGCAGAACACCGACUGAACCGGUUCCAUGUGGAGGCGGGCCUGCCCAGACCCGAGUCCUACACUGACGACCUGGAGCUGGCAGAAGGACUCUCCGAAGGGCUCCGGGACCAGCUGUGGGCGGAGCUGAAAGCAGGUGCGGAGUCCGGCUGGGACUUCACCUCCCGCUGGUACAUCGACGCCGAAGGCCACAACGGCGGCGCCCUCAAAGACACGCGCACCAGCCAGAUCCUACCCGUCGACCUCAACGCUCUGAUGUGCCGCACCGAGCGGACCCUGGCCUCCUUCUGCCGGCUGCUGGGUGAGGACGAGCUGGCCGCUGUGUACCAGCAGGCCACGGCCCGGAGGGUGGAGGCGAUGGAGGCAGUGCUGUGGGACCCCGAGAGGGGAGCCUGGUUUGAUUACAGCCUGCUGUCCAAAUCCAAGCACUUGGAGUUCUACGCCUCCAACCUGGCGCCUGUUUGGGCUCAGUGCUUCUCUCUGCCAGAGAUGGGGGAGAGGGCCGUGCAGUACCUGAAGGAAAGUGGCGCUCUCAAGUUCCCCAACGGAGUCCCCACGUCCCUGAGGGAGUCCGGGCAGCAGUGGGACUACCCCAACGCGUGGCCCCCUCUGCAGCACAUGCUCAUAGAAGGUCUCUCCCAGCUUCCUUCAGGCGAGGCCAAACAGCUGGCUUUGGACCUGGCGCAGCGCUGGAUCAGGACCAACUGGCGGGCCUACAUGCAGCAUGAAGCCAUGUUUGAGAAGUAUGACGUGAACGGAGACGGCAAACCCGGCGGUGGAGGAGAAUACGAAGUGCAGCUGGGCUUCGGUUGGACCAACGGCGUGGCCCUGCAGCUCCUGCAGCAGUACGGCGCCAGCCUCACCUCGGCGGCCAGCCGUUCGGGCUGCGACCUCCUGCUGCCGCUGGUCUUCACGGCUGCUGUGGCGCUCCGCUGAGUCCCAGGUGUCAGAAAGACCCUGGGUGGGGGGUUUGUUUUCAUUUUUCCUGCUUCACCUUCCCUGCAUCCCUCCUGUCUGCUGAGCUGCUGCACAAAAACAACCCGACAUGAUCUGAGAAUGCAGAGUGGACUCCUACUUUUUUUGUGCCUCUUCUAAAUCCUGAGUGAUCUGGAUCAUGUAAUUAGCAGGUUUAAGGGGAUGUAAUUUAUCACGAGUGAGGAUUACUCUGAUGAAUGUUUUUGUAUUUCCAAUCAGAGCUAAAUGAUCCUUGACUUUAUGAGAAGCUGCAGAUCAUUUCUGCCCUUCUGGACGGCUGGCAGCUCAAACCUCAGCAUUAACUUGUUCUAGAUAUUGAGCUGCGAUUACAGUUAUUCACUUAAUUAAAUUAGAAAGUUUAUGGCUUCACUCCCACAAAACCCACUUUGAAUGUAAAUGAGCGCAUGUGAGAAAUAAAAUGUGAAGAGAAAAGCACUGAAUGUGCAACAA
Oryzias latipes (Japanese medaka) is the source of this 2961-nucleotide messenger RNA. It is a transcript of the gene treh, whose product is annotated as trehalase (brush-border membrane glycoprotein). Gene Ontology annotation, molecular function: alpha,alpha-trehalase activity. Gene Ontology annotation, biological process: trehalose catabolic process. NCBI's taxonomy places the organism in Eukaryota, Metazoa, Chordata, Actinopteri, Beloniformes, Adrianichthyidae. The record is from RefSeq and is a predicted model, not a curated record.